GUUUCGUAAAACGCGAUACAUACUUUAUAUUUUUGUUUUGAGGUCAUUACAUUGCACACGAUUUUAUCCGAUGCGCGACCGAACGAUAUACGAACGUCAUCCGAAACAGAAAGAAGGGCGAUGUUGAACAUAGCGAAGAUAGACAGCUGUCGUUUCAUUUUCAGCUGAUUUUUGUGUACGCUAAAGAGCAGAGCGAGGGUGUCGUAGGAACAAUCGAGAAACGUUUACCAUCGAACAAAGGGAGAUGGUUCAUUGAGCGCGGGCGGCGGGCAGCGGGCGUGACGUCACGCCGCGACGAGGCCGAUGCGGCGGGUAUCGUGACCGGAGGAGCGCGGCGAGCACGCGCAGCGGAGCAGGCCAGCCUGGCCUCCAGUGACUCCGGGGACGAGGGCCAACGGCCGCCGCGCAAGCGGACGCGCAGGCUGUCGCCGGAGCCUACUAUGCAUCAGCCGUGCACCAACGGCGCUCACCUCAACGGUGACGCCGCUCGGAAUGGAGACCUAUCGCCAGGUCUUCGCAUGGGCCAGACUGACCAGGAAAUUGUCCGUCUCAUUGGGCAACAUCUCCUAUCUGUUGGACUUGAGCGCAGUGCAUCGUUGCUGAUGGAGGAGUCAGGACUGCACUUGGAGCACCCGGCGGCCGCCACGUUUCGGCAGCACGUGCUGGCCGGCGACUGGGUGAAGGCCGACCAUGACCUGGGUGUCCUGCACGAUCUGCUGCGCGACUCGCCGCACGUCGACACGCAUAAUCUCUCUGAGAUGAAGUUCGUGGUUCUGGAACAAAAGUACCUGGAGCACCUCGAAGCGGGACGCGUGCUGGACGCGCUGCACGUGCUGCGGAACGAGCUGACGCCGCUGCAGCACGACACGCCGCGCGUGCACCGCCUGUCCGCGCUCAUGAUGUGCGCCGACGCGGCCGAGCUGCGGGCGCGCGCGCACUGGCCGGGCGGGCCGCCCUCGCGCGCCGCCGUCCUCGCGCGCGUGCAGGCCGUGCUGCCGCCCGCGCUGAUGAUGGCGCCGGGCCGGCUGCGCGCGCUGCUGGCGCAGGCGGCGGCGCAGCAGGCCGCGCGCUGUCGCUUCCACGCCGCGCCGCGCCCGCCGCUCGCGGCCGCCGUCCCCGCCGCCGCUGCCACGACCACCACGGUCGCGGUCCCCGCGCCGUCCGUGGACCCCAUCCCCUUCUCUCUGCUCGCAGAUCACCACUGCUCCGCCGAUCAGUUUCCUAUACAUUCACUGCAGGUGCUAAACGAACACUGCGACGAGGUGUGGUACUGCAAGUGGUCGCCCGACGGCUCCAAGCUGGCGUCGGGCUCGAAAGACAAUACCGUCAUGAUAUGGGAUUUUGACCCCAUAGCCAAGCGGCUCUCCUUCAGAAAGUCCUUGGAGGGUCAUUCAUACGGCGUGUCAUAUCUAUCGUGGAGUCCCGACGGCCGCUACCUCAUAGCCGCCGGGCCCGAAGACUGUCCCGAUCUCUGGAUUUGGAAUAUGGAGACGGAGCAGCUACACUUGAAGAUGACGCACUCGCAGGAGGACUCCCUGACGGCGGUGGCGUGGCACGCCUCGUCCGACAAGUUCGUGUGCGGCGGCGCGCGCGGACAGUUCUACCACUGCAGCCUCGACGGCACGCUGCUCAACAACUGGGACGGCGUGCGCGUGAACGCGCUGGCGUGUCGCGGCGACGGCAAGGUGCUGGCGGCCGACACGCACCACCGCGUGCGCGCCUACGACUUCGCCGACCUCACCGACCGCAACCUCAUCCAAGAGGAGCACGCGGUGAUGGCGAUGACGCUGAACGCGGCGGACUCCCUGCUAUUGCUCAACGUGGCCAACCAGGGCGUGCACCUCUGGGACAUACGUGCGCGUGCGCUGGUGCGUCGCUUCCGCGGCCUGUCGCAGGGACACUUCACCAUACACGCGUGCUUCGGCGGAGCGCACCAGGACUUUAUCGCAUCCGGCAGCGAGGACAAUAAGGUGUACAUCUGGCACGUGGGCGGGGAGGAGCCCAUCGCGGUGGUGUCGGGGCACACGCGCUGCGUCAACGCCGUGGCGUGGAACCCGCGCCACCACGACGUGCUGGUCUCCGCCUCCGACGACUACUCGCUGCGACUGUGGGGCCCGCGCGCGCACCAGCACUAGCGACCGCCGCCCCACCACCACACCACCACCACACCACCGCCCGACCGCCGCCCGACUGACAUCCGCCCGCCGCGGUGCGAGCUUUUUAAACUACAGUUGAGAGAAGAUUAUUUUUAAAAUACCGGAGCAAUUACUCACAGCAACCGAAUAAUCCAGUCAACUAUACCUAUAAUACGAUACAGAGUAGGAACGAGUGGUUAGUGCCGACUUACGACUCCUGUAUAGCAGAUGUAUUUUAUUACGAAUGUGGUUUACUUUGUUCAGGAACAUUCCUUGAAUCAAGGAUGACAGUCUUAUAGAGAUCAAUUAUGAAGAGAAUAUUCGAGUUGAUUAUAAAAAUUAUCGUCACGAUUAUUAUAUGUUAUUCAAUGAAGUGUUGUGCGGUUAAUGUCCUUUCAUGUGAUAGAAAAUAUUAGAUGGUUUUAUAUUAAAUAUAAUUAAUUUGUUUACGGUACUGAAAAAAACACAUCAAUGUUUAAUAUUUUGUCUCUACAACAGUAUUUAUUGUUGUACUGUGAUGUGGGUUUUGUACUCCAAUGAAAAUAUUUAUAUUUUGAUAUACGAAUGAAACUGUGUACUUAAUUUUCUUUUAUCGCAGGAGGCGAUAAGCAUUUUAAACUAUCACACUUUUAAAUUCCUUUAAAAAUUGUUCAAUGAUAGAUGUGAUGUUAUUAUGAUGAAAAUUCUCAAUGAAAAGGAAACCUUUAUAAAAUAUAUCAUUGUUGUGUGCAAUGCGAGUGCCAUUUCAAAGUGCAAUAAUAUCGGUUUUUCCAUUAUAUUUCGAAAAAUAAUGCUGAGUACACACCGACGAUGUGCACACAGGUUUUAUUGGAAUCGACGUAAAUAGUCGAGAUAAACCUUACAGGGGAUUUGUUCAUAUGACAAGUAUGUUAAGUUUAACUCGGCGAGAUGUCGAACAUGAAUAUUAGAAAAUUUAAGGUUGUGUCAGACGAAUGUCCUCGAAAGUCGUAUUUUGUUACGUGGUUUGUUUAUUAGAGUAGACAGACGCGGGGCGGCCGCGUCCGCGUGAGUAGGUUAGUUAGAAUAAGCUUUCUAUAUCAAAAUUUAUGAACUGAUGGUAUAUUUCAUAAUUGCGACAGAAUGACGUUUUUUAGUGUGUUUGGUUAAUUAUGAGAAUAAGCCUUCUAGCCGUCACACUCGCUUCGGACGUAAGGCUCGGUGCGCACUGCGUGUAAGCGCCAUCGCCAUUAACGUUUCGCUAGUGCGGAUCAGCCUUACUGUCAUAUUGAAGAUAUAUGAGAUGUCUAUUGAAGAUUGGUUUUAUAAGUUAGCGAGCGAUGAGCACUCGAGCUUGGAGUGAUAUCUUUGAAUGCAAUACUAUAGCUCUAACGGUGUUAUGUAUUAGUGCGUUAAGUGAUUUAAUAUAGAGUCGGCGCGCCGCGACCCGCGCUCACAGGAACGAACUUAGAAUAAUAAUGUAAGACUGUACUAUAACUAUCGACGGUUACACCACCACCACCACCACCACCACUAACACUGUGAAUCUCUCUCGAGGUUGUCUGCCGGCGGGCCGUUGCAAGGACCGACACGAAACGUCCGAAUGAUGAUGAUGACAUGUUGUUAUCGUAUUUAGUUCUAUGUACAUAAUGCCUAAAUUGUAAGGUAUGAAAAUAUCACCAUUCGCCAUCCUCGGCGUCCACACUUCCCUCUAGCGCCGCCCUCACAAGAUAUCACGCUGUCAGUAAUUCAAUAUAGAUUUUUGUAUUCUUUGAUUGAACGUCCAAAGCUGAUGUAACUAAUAAAUCGCUUUAAUUGUUACGAACUCCGGGACCACACAUACACACCACACUCCCUAAUACGAACAAACUCCCAUCGCACCUAAAAAAAUUUAAAGAGUCCAUCGAGGCCUAUUUACCGAAUUUACAAUCUGUGAUUUUAGAAUAUUUCCUAAAUUUCCCGGCACAAUAUAAAUCAUAAAUUAGUAUCGCGAAAUUGAAACGACCCAUGGGUGUAGGACGAGGCCAUGUCCGCCGGCUGUCGAGACGGCGUCCGGAGUUCGCGUUCGUACCAAAUAUCAGACGAUAGUUGCGUGAGUGUUGUGUGUAGAAGUACAAAGCGCGAUCGAUAAUAAAUAACCUAACGUUAGUAUAGAGUAGGAGGUGGCGAUUGUUAUAAAUAAUUAUUAUAUAUCAAUAAAUUUUUUAUCGUAAAAA
Vanessa tameamea is the source of this 4309-nucleotide messenger RNA. Its product is annotated as WD repeat-containing protein 26. The transcript is spliced from 12 exons. Gene Ontology annotation, molecular function: protein binding. Gene Ontology annotation, biological process: proteasome-mediated ubiquitin-dependent protein catabolic process. The coding region runs from base 441 to 2135 and encodes 564 amino acids. Gene Ontology annotation, cellular component: GID complex. The record is from RefSeq and is a predicted model, not a curated record. NCBI's taxonomy places the organism in Eukaryota, Metazoa, Arthropoda, Insecta, Lepidoptera, Nymphalidae.